Messenger RNA from Sodiomyces alkalinus F11, 420 nucleotides. RefSeq lists its product as hypothetical. The coding region runs from base 1 to 420 and encodes 139 amino acids. The record is from RefSeq and is a predicted model, not a curated record. The transcript is spliced from 4 exons. Lineage: Eukaryota; Fungi; Ascomycota; Sordariomycetes; Glomerellales; Plectosphaerellaceae.
AUGCUCUCAGCAUCUGCGGGCACCGCCUUUGUCCACCUCCUCAGCGGAGUCCGCUUCGGGGACCUUCCCUUGUCGAUCCAGCCAUUGAGGCAGUUUGAUGUGGCGACCGAAGCGCCGCUGCACUCGUGUUCGGCCUUGGCCAAAGAGAUGAGCAGCCGCCCCCCUUCUCAACCAUCCAGGAUCUUGGCCGCUGAAUUCCGACCCGGACGCAGCUGCCCCCUCUUGUCCGGUGAUGAGAGAGCGAUGGUCGUCAAGGAUGUAGCCGCCCCCUUUUUCCACUUCUCGGCUCAGGAGGUCGCCAUCCACAACGUGAGGCCCCCGAUGGACCUAUCCAAGCUUCGUGUUGCGUGGUCCCCGGAACGGCUGAGCCUUUUCACAGCCGGUGAUGCUGGCCGUUCCAGACGAAGAAGGACAUCGUGA